GCCUUGGCUGCUCCAGGAGUGCGAGGCGCUGUGCGCGAUCGGCAGCUGGGCGGUGGCCUGCGCCUCGGAACUCGCCGGGGGCUGCCUGUGCGAGGCUCGGGCGCCGCAGGAGGGCGCGCUGGGCGGGGCUGGGCCCUGCGAGGACGAGGGCUGGCCGCCGGCGGCCUCCGUGGCGCUGCUCGUGGCCGCCGCGGGGCUGCUGUGGCUGCGCCACGCCAGGCCCUCCUCGCCCAGGUGGCCCGCGGCGGCCCGCCGCGCCCCGCACCUGGUGCUGCUGAGCGGCUGCUGCCUGCGGCUGGCGGUGCACACCGCGCUCGCGCCUGGGGGGCAUGCCGAGCCCGGCGAGGCCGUGGUGCUCGUGGCCACGCUGUGGGCGCUGGCCGGCAGCCUGCUCGCCGCCGAGAAGCACGCCCUCCUCGCGCUGCGAGGGGCCCUGCCUCCCGCCGCGGCGGCGGCCGCGAAGGGCCCCCGGCUGCCGACGAUCAUGGCCGCGGGCCGCCCAGCGCGCGAGGGGCCCAAGAGCCCCCGCGGGGAGCGCGGCGCCCGCGCUGCGCCGAGCCCCGAACGGGGCGCGCCGGCGCUGCCGGCCGGGCCCGCCCCUGCGGCGCCGGAGGAGCGCCGGCAGCGCACGGCGGUGCCGCCGAGGCGGCCGUGCCCGGUGCCCUCGCCGGCUGCCGCGCGCUCGCCCGCGCGGGGCGCGUCGCCCUGCCCGCCCAGGAGCCCCGACGGCAGGCGCCCCGGGCAGGAGAAGCAGCUCUUCAGCGACCCGUGGCAGCUGCAGGAGCUUCCCGUGCGCCUGCUGCACAGGAGCUCCACGCCGGGCGCCGGCAGCGCGCGGGGCAGCCAGCGGGGCCCCCCGGGUGGCCGGGACGCGGGGCGGCCCCCCGCCGACCCGGCGCCCCUCGGCACGGAAGGCGCGAGAGGUCCUGCAGAGGCCCAGGUCCAGGACCACGUGGCCGCCGCCCCGUGCAGCCCCACGCGCGGGCAGGACAGCGCGGUGAACCGCAUCUCUCUGGUGAUACCCUCCCUCGGCGGCCAGUCUGGCAGCCUGGGCGCCGCGAGGGCGGCGUCGGCCGCGCCGGGCGUGCCGCGGCGCCCGGAGCCUCCGCCCCUGGUGGCCGCGCCGCUGCUCCCCGUGGCGGAGGCGCUGCCGGCGCCGCAGCAGCCCGCGGGCAGCUUCGGCGACCCCAGUGUGCUGGCGCCCUCGCCGAUGCUCGUGGGCUGGGCGCCGGCGGUGGCGGGGCCGCGGCCCGAGGACGAUCCAGCCGAGGACGCGGCGGCGGCGGGGACCUCGAAGGACGACUGCCCGAUCGAGCCUGGAGCCCUCAGGGAGGCGUUCCUGGCGAGCUUGCGGCGGCGGCGUGUCAUGCUGGGGGACCCCGUCGGCGGUGCUCGCCUGGAGGAGCUGUGGGAGGCGCUGGGGGGCGAGCAGGAGCGCGUCGCCGCGCAAGGCGGUCCGGCGGCUGUGCCGGACACCUUCGACGACGGCGACCUUCAGGCUGGAGUGUCGGCCCUCUCGACCGACGGCCUCUCUCUCGCCAACUUCAACACCAUUCGCGAAGAGAUGCAGCUCGCGGAGGCUGGCAUCUCCACGCUGGCCCUGUCUCUCUCGAGGAUGGCGUCUCACCGGGACAGCAUGGCCUCCUCGUGCCGCGUCAGCCACAGGGCCUCUCGUGCGGCGAGCUUUUGCGGCUCGCAGAGGGCCUCCCGCUGCGCCUCGCGCGCGGAGUCGCGCAUGUCCUGCUCCCGCUCUCCGGCGCCCGGCGACAGUCCUGGCGGCUCUGGCUCCGCCGCCGCCUCGCCGCGCAAGCUGUCGAUGCACUGCGCGGGCCCAGGCGCCGAGGCCUCCAACCGGAACUCGUCGGCGCGCGACUCGCGCGUCGGGUCGCGGGUGGGCACCCGCCGAAACUCGCUCGCGCUCCCUGGCAUGGCCGACCUCGCGGGCGCUCCCCUGCAGGACGCGGGCUCUGGGGCGAGGCGGCGCGUGGUGCGCACGUCCACCUCCCCCGCCGUCGUCGUGGCGCACUUCGACGAGCGUACGCCAGCGACCGCCGCCGAGGGCGGCGACAAGCCGGAAGGUCCCCCGGCAUGA
Prorocentrum cordatum is the source of this 2092-nucleotide messenger RNA. NCBI's taxonomy places the organism in Eukaryota, Dinophyceae, Prorocentrales, Prorocentraceae. The record is from the annotation of a GenBank genome assembly.